This is a messenger RNA of Gordionus sp. m RMFG-2023, 417 nucleotides long. Its product is annotated as DENN domain-containing protein Crag-like. NCBI's taxonomy places the organism in Eukaryota, Metazoa, Nematomorpha, Gordioida, Chordodea, Parachordodidae. The transcript has 4 exons. The coding region runs from base 27 to 362 and encodes 111 amino acids. The record is from RefSeq and is a predicted model, not a curated record. Gene Ontology annotation, biological process: regulation of Rab protein signal transduction. Gene Ontology annotation, cellular component: cytoplasmic vesicle.
UUAUACCAAGCACAAUAUACCACGACAUGGAAUCUCAAUAUGAUAGGAAUUCUAAUAAUUUAGCUGAAUAUUUCGUUGUUGCAGGGCUUCCAGAAAAAGAUCCAGAGUUAUUGGAAAACUGUAUUCCAGCUGAGAUGGAACCACCACAGGAAUUUAAAUCAAUUCCUCCUAUAAUUGAAUUGGCUAUAAUAUUUAGAAGCCUGGGAGAAGAACCACCUCCAGGUUUUGUUGUUAUUGAAAACACUCCCACAGGGUAUCCCGCAGAUUUAAAUCACGGAAGUUUAAGAAGUCCAAAUGUAUAUCUUUGUUAUAAAAGGGGACGAGAAAAACCUCCAAUAGUUGAUAUAGGAAAUAAUAAGUAAAAAAAAAGAAGAAAAUAAUGAAGAAAAAGGGAACAUUCAAGAUAUAAAAUUUGGC